GUUAGGAUUGGUCUACAAUAGCCGUUACCGUAAGAAAUUCACCAAUCAUAGUCGAUUAUUCUUCUAUAAAUCAACUGUGAUUGGCUAAUUUCUUACGGUUACGGUUAUUCUAAACCAACUUUAGGCCUAAUGCACAAUGAAAAGCACAGGCAGUAGAAACUAGGAACAGAGAAUAACAACAGACAAUCGAUUUCAACCAAUCAGAAGUCGCGAAAAAUAUCUGCGAAUCAAUCAAAAGUUGCGAAAUCUAUUGCCUAUUGUUAUUCCCUGUUUUUAUUGCCUUGGUCUGUGCCAUGUGCUUUUCAUUGUGCAGUAGGCUUCACCCUUAACAAUUUGAAUACUUUUCUUGUAUUUGGAUCUGAUGGGAUGCUUAUGAAAUGGGUACAUGUGAAAGGGAAUACAUAUAAAUCGGAAAAGCUUGAGUUAUUUCAUAAAUUACAGGAAAAAAAGUAAAAAGAGAAAAACAUGCAACAACACACAAUAUUAAAAAUUAAAGUAAAAGCAAACAUGACAUCUUUUAUUCCAUCUACAAGAUAUAAUUGUAAAGUGAGAUUGUUUGAAUCUAGAAGUCGAAUAAGGCAAACGAGUCGUACUACGGCAAAAAUUUCAAAAUAUCACAUUUUAGAAAGCAGGAAUACUGUACAAGAUAUAUGCCGUAAAAUUUUGGAUAGAGAUAUUGGUCUUGUCAAACCUUAUAGAAGCAUUAACUUAGAUCAUGUUAUUCCUGCAUUGUCACCAAUAUUAAAAUCCUUCAAAGAUCGACAUAACCGAUUUAAUUAUUUUGAUAAAUUGAAACAUACAAUAGAAAAUACUAGAUGUAAAAAAACUCAAGAGAACAAGAAACCAAAGUAUAAACAUCAAAUUGAUGUCUGUUUAGUGCAAGCUUUCUUUAGUUUGUUAUUGUAUAAAAUUGUCCCUCUUGAAUUAUUUGGCACAUCAAGAAACCGAAAGCUUAUAAAAUCCACAAUAUAUCGUCUUUUAAAGACAAAGCCAAACAAGAUACCAGUAUCACAGCCUUUUAAAAGAAAAAAAUCAAAAAGAACAGAUGCCAUUGGGGGCAUACUAGAUUUGGAACAUGCUAAACCAUUUUUAUUAAAAAAGCUGGAUAUUUCUCAAAUUCAGUGGUUACAUUCAAUUAAUAAUGAUACAGUACGACGGAUAAUUAUACUAAAACUAUUGCAUUGGUUUUUUGCACAAUAUAUCAUAAAGAUUUUACAUAAAUAUGUAGUCUUGAACCACUUGAAAAAGCAAUGGGUUUAUAUCACAAAAGAUAAUUGGUGCAAUAUGCAAGAAGAAUUUAUAAAAGAAAAGAAGGAUACUAAUAAUCUUGUGCCCUAUGCAAAGUUAAAUAACACAUAUAUUGGGAUAUAUAAAUUUCUUCCAAGUUCUUCUGGUUUGAGAGCUUUAUUUAUAACAAAGAAUAGUAAAGGAAUACAUGAUAGUGAUUAUGUUGUUUUAAGAUUUUUGCAACAAUUAUAUGUUACUUAUUUUGAUGAAAAUGGGCCUCCAACGAUAAAAGGUUGUAAAAAUAUGAUUAAGCAUUUUACAUCCAGGUUUAAGAAUCAACAAUUAUAUUAUGUUCGUUGUGAUAUUCAAGAUGCAUUUGGCGCUAUAAUCCAAAAAAAAUUAUUCGAUAUUAUUGAUACGCAUUGCAAAAAAUUAUAUGAAAAGCAUGGCAAGUAUCUUGUAACACAAACUGUUACCGUUAAAACAAAUAAAAGAGGUCAAAUUAUAAUAAAGAAAUACUUGCAAAUUUUAGAGUCUUACCUUAAAAGUUCAAUAUUCAAAGAAAAUGUAACUCGAAACAGUACAGAUCCCAAAUUGAAAGUUUCAAUAAAAAGGUUGAAAAAUAGAAUAUAUAAGUUAAUACAUCUGCGAAAGGUUAAAUUUAAUGGUCAAGUAUAUUCAAUAAAAGAACUUGGUGUACCACAAGGUGCGUCAUUGUCUCCAAUUUUAUGUGAUAUAUAUUACCAAAAUAUGAUCAAAGAAAUAUUCUCUGAAUAUUUAGACAACGGUCUUCUGUACAGAUAUGUGGACGAUAUGUUAUACAUGACUAGCAAUGAAACGUAUGCAACAAGAUUUCUAAAAAUUGUUGAAUCAGGUAUACCUGAAUAUAAUGUAAAGUUUAAUCAAACGAAAACAGACUCGAAUGUAGACACAAAACAACAGCAUAAGAACAAAAACUUCACUUUUCUAAACAAAAUUCGUGUAACAGUGUAAAACUCAAUAAACGUUGGAACUGUAUUAUUCUUUAUACUUUGAAAAAAAAAUUUAUAGCGAGAUAUAGACGAGAUUGAAGCAAAAAUACAAGUUUAUGUUUUUGUAAAAAUUUAAGUUGCUAAGUUUAUGCUCAUUUAAAAUUUAAAAAUAUAUUUGAUAAUCUGGUAUUCUUUUUCAAAA
Molecule: messenger RNA, 2400 nt
Organism: Solenopsis invicta (red fire ant)
Lineage: Eukaryota; Metazoa; Arthropoda; Insecta; Hymenoptera; Formicidae
Gene: Tert
Product: telomerase reverse transcriptase
Exons: 7
Coding region: 466-2220 (584 amino acids)
Biological process (GO): telomere maintenance via telomerase
Cellular component (GO): telomerase catalytic core complex
Molecular function (GO): telomeric repeat DNA binding; telomerase RNA binding
Source: RefSeq, a predicted model, not a curated record